Molecule: messenger RNA, 609 nt
Organism: Pochonia chlamydosporia 170
Lineage: Eukaryota; Fungi; Ascomycota; Sordariomycetes; Hypocreales; Clavicipitaceae
Product: isochorismatase domain-containing protein 2A
Exons: 4
Coding region: 1-609 (202 amino acids)
Source: RefSeq, a predicted model, not a curated record
AUGUCUGGUUCUACUCCCACUGAAUUGCGGUUUAAGAACCCCGCCAUCUUGGUCUGCGACCUCCAAGAAAAGUUUCGCAAUGCCAUCUAUGAAUUCGACAGCAUCGUAACAACAACCACCAAACUCCUCAAGUUCGCCAACGCCGUCAACAUCCCCGUCCACGCGACAACCCAAACCGCCGCCAAACUCGGUCCCACCGUCCCCGCCCUCGCUUCCCUCCUCUCCUCCACGCCCCUCGACAAGACCAAGUUCUCUAUGCUUAUCCCUCCCCUGGCUGCCGCUCUGCCACCUGGUUCGCGCGUCGCUCUCGUCGGCAUCGAGUCCCAUAUCUGCAUUACCCAGACAGCCUUGGAUCUCCGCGACGCAGGACACUUCCCCUACGUUAUUGCCGAUGCUGUGAGCAGCUGCAACAGGACAGAGGUGAUUAUUGCCUUGGACAGAUUGCGCGCCGAGCCGGGUGUUACCGUGACGUCGUCGGAGAGCUGGAUGUACGAGUGUAUGGGGGACGCUUCGAACCCAGCUUUCAAGACGCUCAUUGGCGUGGUCAAGGGUGCUGUUUCCGACACCAAGAAGGUGCUCGAGUCAUUGCCGCCGACGUCCAAGAUUUGA